AUGGCCUCAUCUGGAGCACCCAAAGUCUAUCGAGCGACGAACCUCCCGCACCAUGUAGACCGCCUAGCAGCGGCUGAGUUGCUCACACAGUGUAUCCCGGGUACUACCCUCGAAGACGUCCAGAUAGAGUCUCUUGCUCCUGUUGUUGAUCCCUGGGUGAGCGAGCCCACAAAAGUGGCUACAUUGAGGUUCAAAUCUGCACCUGUGGCUCUUACUCAAGGGCCUGGUCGCAUGGAAUGGUCAUUCCCGAUCCUGGGCUCCCUUCGUUCGAUCACCUUGGACAUCCACUUCUACGGCCUCACUCCGUUGAACGAGGUCAAUGAAAAUAGCCACACCGAUGAUUGUAUCGUUAUCUCUGGCCUGGCAAGCCACCCGAUGGGAUCGUGGCAGCCACGGGGCGAUAAAGGUUUCAUGUGGAUACGUGAUGCUCUACCCAGUCGAUUCCCCGGCGUCAGAUUCAUUAUUUACGGCUAUGAUACAGCCCUGUCCGGGAGCAAAUCCUUCCAGGUUGUGCCAGAUAUAGCAGGAUCCUUGAUCUCGGAGCUAAAAGCUAAUGGCUGGGCUGCUCCGGCUGCUAAACCUAUCAUAUUCCUUGCUCAUAGUCUCGGAGGCGUAGUCUUGAAGCAGAGCAUGGUCAUGCUGGCGGGGAGUGGCGUCCGGGAAAGGCAAAUUAUCCGCAACAUCAAGGGUGCGAUAUUUUUCGGAGUUCCGACUGUGGGAAUGGCAGUGCCUGACAUCUAUGAGAUGCUCGGGGAUCAACCGAACACGGCCCUCCUAGAUUAUCUUUCCGAUCGCUCAAACUAUAUUCCAACGUUGGAGAAACAGUUUGAUGGAAUCUCUUAUACUCGAGAUAUGGUACUCUUUUGGGCGUACGAAACACAAGCAACCCCCAGCUUAUCUAAUUCUAGUGGAGGUUGGAAGCGAUCUGGCCCAGACACGGUCAUGGUCUCACCGGAGUCUGCCACUGGCGGCCGGCAUGGAAUCUCCCCGGAGCGCCUCCUCCAAAUAGACGCCGAUCACUCGAACAUGGUCAAGUUUAAACCUGGGGACCGACUAAUACCUAUAAUGGCAGACAAAAUCAGAGAAAUCAUUGAUAAUACUAUGAUUUAUGCAUCUUCAAAGAGACCUAACCGGGUGAUCUCUGAAACGCCGGCCAACAGGUCAAAACGUCCUGACUCGAAUAUGUUUACAGGAAAUGGGAAAAUGAAAGCCUCGAAGAUUCUUACAACUGAUAUCACUUGGUUCAGUCAAGUUCUUAGAAAGUCGCUACUGGCCCCUGAACGGGAUCUUAGAUUGUACACCAUUGACGAGAACACGAAAAAUACAUUUGGCUGGGUCUAUGAUCACCCAGAUAUCAACCUCUCUUCGUGGCUUUUAAAAGGGGAAGGGAUUUUCUGGCUGAGCGGGAAGCCUGGCUCUGGAAAGUCCACCAUGAUGAAAUUCAUUUGGAAUGACCCCCGGACCUAUGAGCUUCUUCACCCUUGGGGAUCAAAACAUCAGCAGAUUCUCAUCAACUUCUUCUUCCACCAUCGUGGAUCUGCUAUUCAAAAGUCAUUCGAGGGUCUCAUCCAGAGCAUUCUGUUCCAAAUCAUCAGCAAGGAGCCUCAACUCUGCACCUUAUUGGAGGGGAUUGUUGAGAAAACAUUCCCGGAACAUAUUGCUGCUUGGAGAGAAUCAAUAGAUCGUGCCGAGUCAAAAGAACUUCGUGCAAAAAUUAAAGAAGCUCGUGCCAAAAUGAAAGCAGCUCGUGCCAAGUUGAAAGAAGAUCGCCCUGAUUUGGAAGACGAUGUCGAGUUGGAAGACGGCGAGCUAGAGCUACCUGCCAGGCUUUGGACAAGGAGGGCAUUAGAAGAGUCCUUGUACGCUCUCUUACUUCAGGAUAAGAUCGACCUCGACCUUUUUCUUCUUCUUGACGCGCUCGAUGAGUAUGAUGGGCGGCCUGAGUUCAUCGCCGAUUUCUUAAAACGAAUGAUUGGCGCUUCGUCAAGGACGCGAGUCCGAGUUCUGUUUUCCAGCCGGCCGUGGAAAGUGUUCCAGGAUGAAUUUGAAUCAUGCCCUGGCUUCAAGAUUCAUGAGCACACGGAAGAUGAUAUCCGAAAGUAUGCCGUUGAGUCCGUGCCGCCUGGCGCAGAAGUGCUGUUCGGAUUGACAGAAAAAAUCGUGCAGCGAUCACAGGGCGUUUUUCUCUGGGUCAAGCUGGUCAUGCGUCAGCUGUCAUCAGUUGUGGCCGAGCCAUUUCAAGAGAAUGCUGAUGGCCAGGGACUGAGCUUCAGAUUGGAAAUGAAGCUGAAAGAGCUACCGGACCAGCUAGAUGAUUUCUACUACACAAUUGUGGAAAGAAUACCCGAUGUGUUCCGAUGGGAUACAUAUGUUCUGCUUGAAUGCAUGGUCCGGUCCCGCAAUAAUUUGAACGUCGAGGAAGCGUUGAGUAUCUUAAAUUUGUCCAAAGAAGCAACCUCCGUAGAUUGGGGGAAAUAUCUGGAUGGGAAUAAGCAUCUAUCCAAAAAAGAGCUCGCGAAAGGAAUCCACCAGCUGAAGGCGAUCUCGGGAGGUCUUCUCGAAAUAUCGGAACCCAACAAGAAAACGUUUUAUGCUAUGGUCAACUGGUAUAACGAACCGGAUUCGGUAGGAGGAACGAUACAGCGGGGCGACUCCUUUUUGCCAAUCAUCCAGUUUAUGCACCAGACGGUUCAAGAAUUCGUUCAGGAACCCGGGUUUCGACAUGCAAUUCUUGGCGUUCGCGGGAGAACAACCAACGGCAACGGCCAUUCCUUCAUGACGGAGUAUUUGUUCCAUCAGAGCGUUUUCCCAGGAGCACGGAAAAGCACGGCCUUUCAUGGGACGGAAGACGAGAAGAUGGAACAUCUGCUUCCACUAUUUUUCCAUGCAAGGGAAGCAGAAAAAACAACCGGAACUGGGCAGGCCUUCCUCGUUAGGGAUAGAAUUAUACUCCAAGAUUGGACCCCGUUGAAGUUUUGUGUCGCAGCCGGGUUGCGUUUGCUCCUCAGACAAAUCCUGCAGCAACAUGCAGAUGCUGUGGUCAAAUGCAAAGGUGGCCUUCUUCCAACAAUAAUGCUCUCCCUGAAGAAAAGAUACCUCGAGCCUACAGACGCCAUCCAAAUGAUAGUUGACAUUGUGGAACAUGGAUACAGAAUGGAAAAGGAUUUAGAUACUAUGCAUGAACUCUUCGUCAAGAUUUGGAAAUACCGCCUUUCCAAUCUUACGGGUGCAUCGGACGAGAGCGUUUGUAGCCGCAGAGAUUACAUCGCCAUAACAACAGAAGCCCUAAAAGGGUUUACGGGCGAAACCAUUCUGUUCCGAAAGCGAGACAACAAGUUUUCAUUGAUUCACAGAUGCCCACCAGAGCUUAUGAGGCAACUGCUGGCAUUAGGCGUGAACCCUAACUCUAGCUUUGAUCACGCAAGUGGUCACUCGGUACUGGAUUCCUUUAUUCUUACCAUCUCUCCUAUCGAUACAGUUUUCAUCGACUCUGCCAUAUACGAUGCGUUCAGGGCACUGAUCGAACACGGGGCCGUCCUGCACACGACAAAGCGCCGGAUAUGGGAAUAUCUCACUCUGAAAUUUGUUGGCUGUGGCUACGACAUGAGCUUUCUGCCAGAGUAUCCUACUUUAAAAUCUUCAAAUUUACGCAGUUUGAUCGCAGAAACAAUACCACCGUCGAAUUCUGUGCCAGCUAUGACCGCUGAACAAGGAAAAGGCGUUGCACAACCCGGAAGAUCCCGCUUCUCUGAAAAGUUGAAAAGACUGUCAACUUCAUUCCAAAUGUCUACAUUCAAGCGCGGCGAUAAGGAGAAGAAGGUCAAAGCACCCGUGGCCGGAACGGGUAGCGAGACUACAAGCCUCGCAUAG
Molecule: messenger RNA, 3870 nt
Organism: Clonostachys byssicola
Lineage: Eukaryota; Fungi; Ascomycota; Sordariomycetes; Hypocreales; Bionectriaceae
Source: the annotation of a GenBank genome assembly